UCCCCGAUGUCACUGAUGGAUAAAGCCCAGGAAUGGUAGUGGAGCGCCGAUAAGAGCUGAGGGUAGAUGAAUAUGGCUCUCUCCAGAGGUUUGAGAUGCUGUCAAAGGGUUUUCUCCUGGAUACCUGUUCUUAUUAUAACCGCCGUUGUGCUGUGGUCCUACUACGCCUACGUCUUUGAGCUAUGUCUUUUUACACUAAAAAAUCCACUGGAAAAAGUGGCCUAUCUGCUAGUAUUUCAUGUUUGCUUUGUGAUGUUCUCCUGGACCUACUGGAAGUCUAUAUUCACUCCUCCCGCAACACCUUGCAAAAAGUUUCAGCUGUCAUAUUCAGACAAGCAAAGAUACGAGAUGGAGGAGAGACCAGAUGCUCAGAAGCAAAUCCUGGUUGAGAUUGCAAAGAAGCUUCCUAUUUUCACUCGAGCUCAAUCUGGAGCUAUCAGGUUCUGCGACCGCUGCCAGGUACUGAAGCCUGACCGCUGUCACCACUGCUCGGUUUGUGAAACGUGUGUCUUGAAGAUGGACCAUCACUGUCCCUGGGUGAACAACUGUGUUGGUUUCUCCAACUACAAAUUUUUCCUUCUUUUCCUCUCCUACUCUAUGCUGUACUGCGUGUUCAUUGCAGCAACCGUCUUUAAGUAUUUCCUCAAAUUCUGGGUGGGGGAACUGCCAAAUGGGCCUGCAAAGUUCCAUGUCCUCUUCCUCAUGUUUGUGGCGCUCAUGUUCUUUGUCAGUCUCAUGUUCCUCUUUGGCUACCAUUGCUGGUUGGUGGCCAAGAACAGAUCUACUUUAGAGGCCUUCUCAGCUCCAGUGUUUGUUGGUGGACCAGACAGGAAUGGCUUCAAUGUUGGCAUACGCAAAAACCUGCAGCAGGUAUUUGGGGAGGAGAGGAGACUGUGGUUCAUCCCUGUGUUCACGAGCCAAGGGAACGGUCACUACUUCCCUUUGAAGAAUCGGAGUUCUGAAUCCCAGAACCCCUUAUUAGCUAAUGAGGACAUGUGGGAUGAGUCAGAUGACGGGUCUGAAGAAGGAAGCUUGGUUGAGGACCAAGACCCCUCUGUUACCAUAGAGAUGGAGGAAUAAUUUACACUGGUCCAGGGGACAAUUAGGACUUAUAUCACACACACAGAUACACACACACACACUGUGCACCAUGAGGUAAAUGCAUUCCAAAUCAUGUGGAUGUUCGGACACGCUGAAGUGGGCGAAAUGGGUGGAUUGAAACCUGCAUUUGGAUUGUCAUUGCCAAUUUAACCCUGGUGUUUUACAUAACGAUGAAAAAUGGAACUCAUUGAAUGACCAGCGGCAGCGUCAUCUCUCCUCUCGCAGACGGAUAAACAGCAUCAGUUUUAUUUGGAAGAAAACACUGUCAGAUAUUACCUCACAUAUAAAAAGCUACUGUUACUUACUGUGGUCGUAUAUUUGCCUGAAGUUGUUGAUCACGCUGAAGGCACUGGCCUUUGUGGGAUUGUCACUAAUGUUGCUUUUGGGAGGCUUCUGUCUGGCACUGUGCUAUUUUAUAUGCUGGGUGAGGGUGAGUUCACAGUGUUGCACCUCAGAGUUCGGUCCGUACAGAGUAUCUAAAGGCGCCAGAAGUCUCUCAUAGUUUUUAAAAGCUGGUAGAUUAAAUUAUUUGGUAACAAAGGUGUCCGGCCUCUACUGGUUGGAUUUUUGCAGCCUAUAAACACAAGAUUUAACUUUUUUUUUCCUUUUCAGUAAACAUAAGAAAACCUGACUUGACCUGCGCCUUAUUAUUAUACAUAUUCCUUUGUUUUGGGAGUCAGUUUCUCCUGAGAAUGUAUCCUUCUGCUCAUCAUUCUGCCUGUGAGUACACUGUGCCAAUAUUUUGGGCACUUAUUUAUGAAAGAACCUGUCAUAUUAUGCUUUUAUAGAGUAUUUUAGCAUCCUUGUAGCAGUUGGAAUGCCAUUAAUAAUGUCUGAGCAGACAAAACUGGCAUUCAUACAUAGAGCUCGUUACAUUUUAAAUCUGAGAUUAUGGCAAACUUAAUAAAAUGUGUAUUAUUUUCAGUGGAUUCAUAUCCUAAAUAUACUGUAUAUCAUGACUGUUGGCUAUAUGGCUAAUUUAAAAAAAAAUGCAGUGAUCCGUUUUUUGUUUUUUUUUUUUUAAGGGGUGAGCGUAUGAGACAUAGUGUGAUGAGAUCUUUUUAAAAUAGCUAUCACGAUCUUGUUUUCUGUAAUAUCAGCAAGUGUGGAUGCAGGGUAAUAAAGUGAGAAAAGCUUUUGUCAUAGGCACAUUAUCAUGCAUAGGAGAGGACAUAGGUUCUUCUAUGUCUCUUUCCAUUUUUGAUCUUUUUAAACAUCGAGAUGACUGUACAUAUAUAAAACUGAUCCUCAUCCACCGGUUGGUAAAGGACAGUGAUCUUCUGCAAUAUGACGUUCCGAGUCUUUUUUUUUUUUUUGUACCUGUGUUUACGUAUUUUUAAAUUUAUAAAACCAAUGUAAUGAAUUCUCCUUAUCAAGACUGUUUAACUUGCGUAUUUAGCCAGUGUACUUAGCUGAAACCUAAUUUUCCUAUUGAGUACACCCAUUUAUUAGUAUGAGUAAAAAGUUGGGCCUUUGUCAAACGUUAAUGCCGUUUGAUCUUGACACUUUAACUUGCUUCAUCAGAUCUGUUUUUCCAUGUUGGGUUAGCCAAAUUGAAUGCUGCUCAUGUCUGAGAGAUACUUCUGUUCAUUUAUUGAUGAAAUCUGUACGUUUUAUCCGAGAUAUGAUUUGGUGUUUGAAAGCAUGUAGAAAAGCAUUAGGAAAGACGUGGGUGUUGGGUGUUUCAUGUAGUCUUGUCUGUAUUUAUUGUUCUAUUGUCCAGCUUUAAUCCUCUGUAUUGAGUUUGAUUCUUCCCUGCUGCAGGCAGUGUCUGUAUAUUUUGCUCCAUAAAGUGACACUUAAGAAACUAUCGAAGCAAUGUGCUUUUAUCAAAUCGUAGGAUAUUUAUAGCAUGAAAAGAUGACAAAUUACACCCAGCUGGCAGACAGGAGUUCAAUACUGCUAGAGCACAUAUGGUCCCUUUUGAACUGUAUUUGGAGUAUGUGAUUGUGGUGCUUCCCUUUUCAUAACCUCAGAACUACCAAAAACACUGAUCCAGUUUCUUUUGCUGUUCUGUCUGUAAACAAAUAUAAAUUCUUUAUUGAUCCUUCAGUUGUUGUAACAUGCAAAAUAAAAUGAUCCAAGUUGAACUCUU
Molecule: messenger RNA, 3196 nt
Organism: Acanthochromis polyacanthus (spiny chromis)
Lineage: Eukaryota; Metazoa; Chordata; Actinopteri; Pomacentridae
Gene: zdhhc15b
Product: zinc finger DHHC-type palmitoyltransferase 15b
Exons: 11
Coding region: 67-1080 (337 amino acids)
Biological process (GO): protein targeting to membrane; peptidyl-L-cysteine S-palmitoylation; synaptic vesicle maturation
Cellular component (GO): endoplasmic reticulum; Golgi apparatus
Molecular function (GO): protein-cysteine S-palmitoyltransferase activity
Source: RefSeq, a predicted model, not a curated record